This is a messenger RNA of Lindgomyces ingoldianus, 1406 nucleotides long. RefSeq lists its product as uncharacterized. The coding region runs from base 51 to 1274 and encodes 407 amino acids. The transcript is spliced from 3 exons. NCBI's taxonomy places the organism in Eukaryota, Fungi, Ascomycota, Dothideomycetes, Pleosporales, Lindgomycetaceae. Gene Ontology annotation, molecular function: RNA binding. The record is from RefSeq and is a predicted model, not a curated record.
CGCUACUUUUCACUCAACUCAGGCUUUUCUCUCCAGUUCAUCACACCGCCAUGUCGAUGACUUUGGAGGCAAAACAAGAGAAAGCUGCUCGGAAAGUGGAGAAAGCUGCUCGAAAAGAGAGAAAAAGACUCGCAAAAGAAGCUGCCGCCGCUAUCGAGUCUCCAGCUGAGGAAGUUGUGCCCACCAAGGAGAAGAAGACGGCCAAGAAGAGGAAGCUAGAAGGUGGGGCUGGCGAGGACGCACAGCCAGCAAAGAAGACGAAGAAGACAAAGGAGCGAGAUGUCGUGGCUGCUGAAGAUAUGGUUGUAGUGAAGGAGGAGAGAGAAAACGAUAAAAACGGCCAAAAUAGCAAAAGAGACAAAAAUGACAAGAAAUCGAAGACGCGUAAGGGUGCUCAAGCUGAAGAGGAAUUGGCUGCGCAGGUUCUGAGCGGUGACGGGAAGAAGAGGUCUGAGAAGGCUAAAGAGGACUCUGAGGCUGACGAAGCCGCUGAAGACGCUGCUCAUGAUACCACACAGAAUGUCGACACCAAUGGCACCAUCUCCAAAAAGGGCAGCAAGAAGCCAAAGAAAGAUCGCAAGUCCUUGAAGAGGGAAGAGCAACCAGAAGCGAAAGACGCCUUAACUGCUGAGAAAAACGGCGUGCAUGUGGAGGCUAUUGGAGACGAAGCCGAAGAAGCCGAGCCAGGAAAGAAGAAAGAUCGUUUCUUAGUCUUCAUUGGAAACCUCCCCUUCAAAGUCACAAAGGAAGAACUCCAAAAGUAUUUCGAGAAAGUCUCGCCCCAAGCCGUCCGCCUCAUGACCGACAAAGACACCGGCAAACCUCGAGGCUUUGCGUUCCUCGAAUUCGAUCGUUAUGACAGGAUGGAAACGUGCAUAAAGCGGUAUCAUCAUUCCGUCUUUCCAGACGGUAAGAAAGGCAGGAAGAUAAAUGUCGAGUUGACCGCCGGGGGCGGUGGCAACAACGAAGACCGCAAAGCCAAGAUCGCAGCCAAAAACGAGAAACUGCACAGCGAGCGGCAGCGUGAACGUGAAAAGCGCGAAGAACUCGAAGCAAAACAACAGGAACGCCAGUCAAAGAAAGAAGAGAGACAGAGGAAGGCUGGCAAAUUCAGCAAGAAAGAAAACGCUGCUGCGGCGCUUCCUCUCGAUGGAGCCGCAGACACGUCGGAAGCUAGUACUGAGCAUGCCGGAAUUCAUCCUAGUAGACUCGCUAUGAUGAGCCGGCCUAUGCAGUCGGACUGGCAGUCGCCCAAGCAUAGGCGCAGGUAUUGAGCCGUUGUCGAGUCGAUAUUUUCUGCAUGGGCUUUGGCGUGGGUGUGAGCUUGGGCGUUGGCAUAUGAUGUCUAAAAGCUGGUCAUGGAUCUCCUUGUCUCAUCUGCUUGCUUGUAUGACCGAAAGACUUGU